Magallana angulata is the source of this 838-nucleotide messenger RNA. RefSeq names its product D-aminoacyl-tRNA deacylase 2-like. The coding region runs from base 208 to 702 and encodes 164 amino acids. Gene Ontology annotation, molecular function: D-tyrosyl-tRNA(Tyr) deacylase activity. NCBI's taxonomy places the organism in Eukaryota, Metazoa, Mollusca, Bivalvia, Ostreida, Ostreidae. Gene Ontology annotation, biological process: tRNA metabolic process. The transcript has 3 exons. Gene Ontology annotation, cellular component: cytoplasm. The record is from RefSeq and is a predicted model, not a curated record.
ACUGUCGCCUAGAACAAUGAUAAUUUAUUUCAUUUCAGUGAGAUAGAAACUAUUGAAAAUAAAGGAAAUAUUUCAACCUAAAAAUAAUAUUUUAUGAAGCAAUACAGGAUUAUUGAACUGCACAAAAAGCUCGUUUGAGAAAAUUAGACCAAAAUACCACGUUUUAGCGGGUAUUGGUUUAUACUUUCGGUUUCGGUUUGACCGAAAAUGACAAGUGCACAGCCAAAUGGAAGAAUCCUUCUUCAGCAGUGUUUGUCCGCUAAACUUAUGGUUCAACCAGCAACGGAAGAUGAGGAGGCAAAAUAUGUAACAAUUAAUCGUGGAUUAAUAGUUUAUGUCUGUUUCCUGCAAGGAGCAAAUAUGGAGAUUGUUGAAAAGAUGGCGAAGGCAGCCUUGAACACAAGAUUGAGUGAUGCAGAGAAUGGGAAGCUGGUGUCUGUCCUUGACCUUCCUGGGGAUGUCCUUAUAAUUCCACAGGCGACCUUGGGCGGGAACCUAAAGGGCAAGGUCAUGCAGUACCAUAGAAACAUCAACAAGGAAGAGGGAGAAAAUCUGUACCGUGCAUUUGUUGACCUUUGUAGAAAAACAGUUCAAGGUCAAGAGAAGUCAAAGGAUUGUGAUGUUAAAGCAGGGACCUAUGGAAACCGACAAGUGUUUUCCACUGACACUAAUGGACCUUUCACACAUCUUAUAGAGUUCUGACACAAUAUUGACACCCUUGUUGAUUACUUUUUAAUUUAUUACUGAUUUACUAUUGAUUCAUAUAAAUUCUUCAUUCAAAAAUUCAUUGUCAUCAAUGAUGGCUUAUAAUGCUAUCCAAUAAAAGAAAAAAGAUCAU